AUGCACACAUCUAAUAACUCCGAGAGACUGGAAAAAUGCGAUAGAAUCGGGCGGAUCCCGUUGUGUACAGACGACGAUUAUGACUUCCAAAAAGUCGAUAUACUCGAUGAAAUGUACAAAAAAAGCUACACAAUAUUCAACGAAUUACGCUCGAAAUGUCAGCUGUGUGACGUGGCGUUGGUGGUGGAGAAUCGGAAGUUAUCGGCGCAUAAAGUGAUACUCGCCGCAACGAUACCAUAUUUUCGAGGGAUGUUCACUCUGGAUUUGAUGGAAGCAAACAUGAAAGAAAUCGCUAUUGAAGACAUGAACUACGAGACGGUAGAUGCUCUGCUGUCGUUCGCUUAUACUGGAGAGCUGAGAAUUUCUACGAGUAAUGUCCAAUCGAUAAUGAUGGGUGCGAACUUCUUUCAAAUGCUAGAAGUGGUACAGUACUGUGGAACAUUCUUGCUCACUCGAUUACACCCGUCGAAUGCCUUAUCGAUACGAGAGUUCUGUAAGAUGAUGUGCGUCGAGGGCAGUAUCGCGGAAAAGAUCAACGACUACAUUCAGAAACACUUCUCCGCCAUCUCCAAAGAUGACGAUUUCAAGAAGUUGCCACUGGAAGAUACAGUGGAAUUGUUGAAGAACGACAAUUUGUAUGUUGAUUCGGAAGAACAAAUAUUCGUGGCCGCGAUGGAAUGGCUGAGAUUUGAGGAGUCGAGGCAUGAUGACGCUGAAAAGUUGGUUUGA
Molecule: messenger RNA, 729 nt
Organism: Caenorhabditis remanei
Lineage: Eukaryota; Metazoa; Nematoda; Chromadorea; Rhabditida; Rhabditidae
Exons: 5
Coding region: 1-729 (242 amino acids)
Molecular function (GO): protein binding
Source: RefSeq, a predicted model, not a curated record